AUGGGAGACAAGUCUGGGAGCAAGGUAGCUGCUGCAAAGAACCAGAUCCAUCUCCAGGUAGUGAAGGGGCUGGAGGAUGUGGAUGUGUGUGAGAGGGAGGGCUGCACGUUCGAGGUGACCCUCAACCUGUCCUACAUAGCGGGCACGUGGACCAAGGACGGGGUCAGGCUCAAAUCCAAGCCCACCUGUCACAUCGCUACCCAUAAGAAUAAACACACUCUCACCUUCACCCGGGUCACCGUAGGAGACACUGGCCUGUUCUCCUUCCAGACUGACGGGAGCCAAAACUGGAUCCAAACCUCAGGCCAACUCACUGUCAUAGCCAGAGACAUACAGAUUGUGAAGGAGUUGGAAGAUGAGGAAGUGACUGAGAGGCAGAGUGUGACCUUCCUGUGUGAGGUCAACUGUGAGGACGUGGACGGGCGUUGGUACAACGACAACACCAGGAUCAAACACGGAGACAACGUCAAGAUCAGGCACGAGGGUAAAACUCACACCAUGUGCUUCAAGUCUGUAAGGCCAGCAAAUGCUGGGGAGAUCAAAUUCACUGCAGACAGGGUCUCCUCCUAUGCAACUCUCACGGUAAAAGAGCUGCCUGUGCAGAUAGUGAAGCCUCUGAGAGUGAAGAUUGCUAUGUACAAACACAAAGGACUGCUGGAGUGCCAGGUGUCCAGGGCCAACGCCCUGGUCAGGUGGUUCAAGAACAGGAGUGAGAUCCAACCCAGCAAGAAGCACCAGAUUGUUAGCGACGAUGUCUACAGGCAGCUGCACAUUGAUGACGUGGCCUCGUCAGACGAGGACACCUACACCUGUGACGCUGGCGAUGACAAGACCUCCUGCCAACUGCUAGUGGAGGAGCAGGCGAUCAGCAUAGUGCAGGGGCUGAGGUCUGUGAAGGUGACCGAGCCCAGGGAGGCCCUGUUCCAGGUGGAGACCAGCCUGAGGGCGGGGAGACCCCCAAAGUGGACCCUGGACGGAGAGGUCCUGAUGGAGGGGCCUGAACUGAGCAUAGACCGGCAGGGCACACUGCACACCCUCUGCUUCAUCAGCACGGACAGCUCUAUGACCGGCCCUGUGCAGUUCAACGCCGGGAAGAGCCGCUCCACCGCACAGCUCACCGUUAAGGAGCGCCCUCUGAAAGUGGUCCAGCCCAUGCCAGACGUGGAGGCUAAGGAGAACAGCUCGGUCACACUGAGGUGUCAGUUUGCCCCCUCCCCCAGGGUGGUGCGCUGGUACAGGGGCCGCACUGCCUUGCAGACAUCCAGCAAGUACAGCAUGAGGACGGAGAAGAGCCAGGCAGAGCUGACCAUCCAGGGCCUCAAGGAGACCGACACUGGCCAGUACAGCUGCAUGGCUGGAGGGUCAAAGAGCACAGCCAAGGUUACUGUGGAGGUGCGAAGGCUGAAGAUCGUAAGGCACCUGGAGCACGUGAAGGUGGAAGAGGAUAGCAACGCCACGUUCACAUGUGAACUCAACUACGUGGUAGCCAAUGUGCAGUGGCUUCUGAACGACAACCACCUCAACGCCAACACUGUUACCAGGAUUCAGAACAUGGGCACCAUUCACAGCCUCACCAUCAAAAAUCUCCGCCCACAGGAGAGCAGGGUGACCUUCAAGGCUGGCCUUCUCACAGAGUCCACCUCCCUCAAGGUCAAAGAAAAGCCAGCAGUGUUCCUCAGGUCUCUAGAAGACAUGUCAGGGGAGGAGGAGGGGAAGGUGUGUCUGCAGUGUGAGACCUCUAAGGAAACGGUCACCCCCGUCUGGAGGAAGGAUGGUACGGUCCUGGCCAGCAGUGACAAAUAUGAGCUGCUCAUGUUUGGGAAGUCCUUAACGCUCAUCAUCCAUAGUCUGAGUAAGGAUGAUGCAGGCCACUACAGCUGUGACCUGGGCACCAGCCAGACCAAGGCCAAGGUCACUGUACAUGACAUUCACAUCACCAUCGCCCAGCGCAUGAAGACCGUCGCCGUUCUGGAGGGCGAGAGCUGCAGUUUCGAGUGCGUCCUCUCUCACGAUGUCAUCGACGAGCCCUCCUGGACCCUGAACGGUCGACUUGUGGUCAGCAACAGCCGCAUCCAGAUCGUAAACAAGGGUCGCAAGUACAAGAUGACCAUCAGAGACGCAACUGUGACUGAAGCCGGGGACGUAGUCUUCUUCGUCAAAGACCUCAGCUGCAGGACCAUGCUGUUUGUCAAAGAGAAGCCGGUGCAUGUGUUCAGGGACAUGACGAGCGUCAAAGCCACACCAGGGGAGGACGCUGAGCUGAGCUGUGAGAUCACCAAGCCUGAGGCCUUCAUCCGCUGGCUGAAGAACGGCCGUCAGAUCAGGCACAGCCCCCCCAAGUACGAGAUCAGUGUGGAGGAGCACCUGGUACGGCUGGUUAUCACGAACACCUGUAUCAGAGACUCUGGGGAGUACUGCUGUGAGGCUGACGGCAUUGCCACCCGGGCCAAGCUGGAGGUCAGAGAGCUGCAGCACACAUUUGCUCGGGAGCUGCGGGACACACGGGCCGAGGAGAAGAGCAAGGUGAUGCUGGAGUGCGAGACGAGACUUCCGGCCAAGCGGGUGACCUGGCUGAAGGGCAUGGCAGAGCUCCGGGCGGGCAGGAAGUAUGUGAUGAAGCAGAAGGGCGUGGUCCUCUACCUCACCAUCAGCUGCCUGGAGAAGGUUGACACCGACGUGUACACCUGCGAUGUUGGCACCAUGCAGAGCCGGGCGCUACUGACCGUGCAUGGUCAGAAGGUGUUGAUCAUGGACGAGCUGGAGGAUGUUGAGUGUCUGGAGAAUGACACAGUGAUUUUCAGGUGUCGUAUCUGUCCCAGCGAUUAUGUUGGGGUCAAGUGGUACCUGGAUGAGACCUUACUGUACACCAAUGAGCUAAAUGAGAUCCAAGUGAUCCCGGGGGGCUACCACAGCCUCACGUUCAAACAACUGGCUCGUAAAGACUCGGGCACCAUCUCCUUUGAGGCAGGCGACAAGAGGUCCUACGCCUCACUGCUUGUUAGAGAGAGACGUCCCACCAUCACCAAAGCAUUGGAGGACUGUGAGGCCAUUGAGGGAGGCGGUUUGGUGCUGGUGUGUAUCACCUCUAAGCCAUGCCACAUCCUGUGGUACAAAGAUGGCUGCCUAAUGUGGAUUUCCUCGAGGUACUACGUCAGUCGCUCAGGUAACGAGGCCAGGCUUACCAUCAGGGAGGUCAGUAACAGCGAUGCUGGGGUGUACGAGUGCAGCGCUGGGUCGGUUAGCACCAAGGCUGUCGUCACUGUAAAAGCCAUUCCAGCUGAGUUCACCCAGCCGCUGCAGAGCAGGGAGGUAAAGGAAGGGGAGGAUGUGACCCUUUCCUGUGAGUUCUCCCUGCCGGGGGUUGCGUUCCACUGGAGGAGGGGCUUGGAGACCCUCCGAGCUGGAGAGAGGUACCUGAUGAAGCAGAAGAAGUCCCUCAUCUCUUUGACCAUCACUGGCCCGAAGCCUCAGGACUCAGGAGAUUACACCUGUCAGUGCCGAGACCACAAAACCACAGCCAGCCUCAAAGUCCACGCCAUCCCCAUCUCCUUCACACAACAGUUGAAAAAUGUUCAGGCUCAGGAGGGCAGCAGUUUCACGUUGCGCUGUGAGCUUUCUAAACCAGGAGUCCCUGUAGAGUGGAGGAAAGGGGAGGGGCUGUUAAAGAAUGGAGUGAAGUUCCAGAUAAGGAAGAGAGAGACCAUAUCGGAGCUUCAGAUGUGGAAAACUGUGCCUGACGACAGUGGCGUCUACAGCUGCGAGUGUGCAGACCAAAAGACCACAGCCACCGUCAAAAUCAGCGCCCUGCCUGUUACCUUCAAACAAAAGCUGAGGAACGUGCAUGUUGAGGAGGGGAACAAUUUGGUGUUACACUGUGAGCUCUCCAAACCAGGAGUCCCUGUGGAAUGGAUGAUGGGAGGAGAGGAGCUGCUGAACAACGGAGAGAAGUUUCAGAUAAGACAGAGAGAGUUGGUGAAUGAACUGAAGAUAAUAGAUGCCAAACCCGAAGACAGCAAUAUCUACACCUGUGUUUGUGGCAAUGUGGAAACCACAGCCGGUGUUACAGUCACAGCAACUCCCAUCACUUUCAAGCAAAAGCUGAGGAACCUGCAGACCGAGGAAGGGAACACCAUCUCGCUGCACUGUGAGCUGUCUAAAGCAGGGGUGCCAGUGGAGUGGAGGCUGGGAGGAGAGAGGAUACUGCAGAACGGAGACAAAUACCAGAUCAAGCAGACAGACUCGGCACUGGAACUCCUCAUCAGGGAGGCUCUGCCAGAGGACAGUGGAGUCUACAGCUGUGUGUGUCGAGACAAGAAGACCAAGGCCACUGUCAAAGUCAUUGCUGUACCUGCCACCUUCAAAGUGGGUCUGAAGAACCAGGAGGCCCCAGAGGAGGGCAGCAUAACCCUGCACUGUGAACUGUCUAAGGCUGGGGUCUCAGUGGAGUGGUGGAGGGGGGAGACAGAACUGUCCCAAGACCUGUCUGGAGGAAAGUACCAGAUGAAAUUGGAGGGGAAAAUAGCUGAGCUGACCAUUACCAAUGUGCAACCGGAGGACAUAGGCAAGUACAGCUGUGUCACUGGAGACCAGAAGACCACCGCUGAAGUUAAAGUGCAGGCUCUCCCUGUGACGUUCAAGCGGCAGCUCCAGAACAUGGUGAUCAUAGAGGGGGACAGUGGGGAGUUCUUCUGUGAGCUCUCCAAGCCCGGUGACCCAGUGGACUGGAGGAAGGGCAGAGUCAUCCUGAAGUCUGGAGACAAAUAUGAGAUGAGGCAGGAGGGACGCGUCACUAAACUGCUCAUACAUAACGUGGAGGAGAGGGAUGCUGGGAAAUACACCUGUAAGAGUCGAGAUGCCCAGUCAACUGCUGAACUGACCGUGACAGGCCUACCCCCCACUUUCAAAGAACAGCUGAGGAACAUGGAAGUUGAGGAGGGUAAGACGGUGACGCUACACUGUGAACUGUCUAAAGCAGCAGCCUCAGUUGAGUGGAAGAGGGGAGCAAAGCUGCUGAAGAAUGUAGGCAAGUACCAGAUGAGGAAGAAAGAUUUACUGGUGGAAUUGAAGAUCAUCGACGCAAAUCUGGAGGACACUCGCCCUGUCACAUUUAUAGAAGAGUUGAGGAACGUUCAGGCCGAGGAGGGCAACACUGUGACGUUGUGCUGUGAGCUCUCUAAACCAGGGAUGUCAGUUGAAUGGAGGAGAGGAACAGCUCUUCUGCAGAACGGAGAGAAGUACCAGAUGAAGCAGAAAGACGCAGCGUUGGAGCUGAUCAUCAGGAAAACCUUACCUGAGGACAGUGGUGUCUACAGCUGCUUGUCGGAAGACCAGCAAACCUUUGCCACCAUCAUUAUCACUGCCAUCCCAGUCACUUUCAAACAGAAGUUGAAAAACCAAGAGGCUCUAGAAGAGGGCAGCGUGACGUUGCGCUGUGAGCUGUCUAAACCAGGGGUCCCCGUGGUGUGGCUGAGGGGAGAGGAGCUGCUGAGGGAAGGUGAGAGGCACCAUAUGAAGCAGGAGGGCAGGACCGUGGAGAUGGUCAUCGGGAAGGUGGUCCUUCAGGAUGCUGGGGAGUACAGCUGUGUCACAGCCUGCAACGUCAAGACAGCAGCUGAUAUCAAAGUUAGGGCUCUCCCUGUAAUAUUCACACAAGAGGUCCAGAGCGCGGUGAUCAAAGAAGGGGACAGUGGGGAGUUCUGGUGCGAGCUCUCCAAGCCCGGUGACCCAGUGGACUGGAGGAAGGGCAGAGUCAUCCUGAAGUCUGGAGACAAAUAUGAGAUGAAGCAAGAGGGACGCGUCACUAAACUGCUCAUCCAUAACGUGGAGGAGAGGGAUGCUGGGAAAUACACCUGUAAGAGUCGAGAUGCCCAGUCAACUGCUGAACUGACCGUGACGGCUCCUCCCGUCACGUUCAAGGUGAAGUUGAAGAACCUGGAAGUUGAGGAGGAGAACAGUGUGACGUUAUUCUGUGAGCUCUCUAAACCAGGACUGACGGCAGAGUGGAGAAAAGGAGAGGAGCUGCUGAAGAACGGAGUAAAGUACCAGAUAAAGAAGAGAGAGGCAACAAUGGAACUGACAAUAAGGAAUGCAGUGCUUGAGGACACCGGAUUCUACAGCUGUGUUUAUGCAGAAGCCAAAACCACCGCCACUGUCAACAUCACCCCCAUCCCUGUCACCUUCAAGAUGGGUCUUAAGAACCAGGAGGCCUCAGAGGGGGGCAUCGUGACCCUGCGCUGUGAGCUGUCUAAAGCUGGGGUCCCGGUGGAGUGGCGGAAAGGGGAGGAGGAGGUGAGCCCUGGAGGAAGGUACCAGAAGAAGCUGGAGGGAAAGAUAGCGGAGUUGCACAUUAGAAACAUCCAGCCAGAGGACGUGGGGGAGUACAGCUGUAUAUUCGGAGAUCAGAAAACCACUGCUGAAGUCAACGUGAGAGCUGCUGCCUCAGUGUUCUUUGAGAAGGAGCUGGAGAGCAAUGUGGUGAUGGAGGGGAAGUCCGUGGUCCUCUCCUGUGAGGUCUCCAGUGCCACUGUCCCCGUCACCUGGAAGAAGGACGCCUGCCUGGUCACAGAUGGGGAGAGGUGCAUUGUAAAAAAGAAAGGUCCCGUUCACACCCUGGAGAUCAAGAUGCUGAGUCUGGAGGAUGCUGGGGAGUACAGCUGCAUCACUAGGGGAAAGAAGACCACAGCCAUGCUGGUUGUGAAAGAGCGUGUGAAAAUAUUGUCCGGACUGAAGGACAUGAAAGUCACAGCCGGGCAGGACGCAGUGUUUGUGUGUGAGCUGUCCCAUGCCGAGGUGAGUGAAGGCGAGUGGUGGCUGGGCUCCAGCCCACUGCAGAAGAACGAAAUGAACCAGAUGAGCUUUGAGGGCCACCAGCACUGCCUGGUCUUGACCAUGACCACCCCGGAGGAGACCGGGACCGUGGCCUUCGUGGUUGGGGAGGAGAGAACCUCUGCCCAACUGCUAGUUGUCUCCAAACCCAAAGUACUCAUUGAGGAGAAGCCCCAGGACAUUGACAUCAUGGAAGGGGAGACGGCCACCUUAUCCUGUACGACCUCUGACCUCAUUACCCCUGUCACAUGGAGAAGGAACAACAUGCCCCUACUGAACGGCGACAAGUAUGAGACGCGUAAGAAGGGCAAGCUCAACCUCCUACUCAUCCAUGAGACGGAACCAGAGGACUCUGGGAUAUACUCCUGUGACACUGGAGACAUGCAGAGCGAUGCCUAUCUGACGGUCAAUGAGCUACCACUGUACUUCGAGGAGGAGCUGCAGGCUGUGGAGGCUGAGGAGGGUGGCACAGCCUUUCUGUUUUGUGAGCUGUCUAAGCCCGGAGUCCCAGUCCAGUGGAGGAAGGGCCGGCUGCCUCUCAGGCCCAACAGGAAGUACCAGAUGAAGCAGGACAACUGUGUGUUUCAGCUACACAUCCUGGAGCUGAAAAAGGAAGACAGUGGCAGCUACACGUGCCAGGCAGAUGGCGUGGAGACCACUGCCUCUGUGUCUGUGAAAGUUAAAGUACUCAUUGAGGAGAAGCCCCGGGACACCGUCAUCAUGGAAGGGGAGACGGCGACCUUAUCCUGUACGACCUCUGACCUCACUACCCCUGUCACAUGGAGACGCAACAACAAGCCCUUACUGACGGGAGACAAGUAUGAGAACCGUAAGGAGGGCAAGCUCAACCUGCUUCUCAUCCACAAUGUGGACCCAGAUGACUCUGGGAUAUACUCCUGUGACACUGGAGACAUGCAGAGCAGCGUCAAUCUGACUGUCACAGAGCUGCCUCCAUGCUUUGAAGAAGAGCUGCAGGCUGUGGAGGCCGAGGAAGGAGGCACGGCCUUCCUGUCCUGUGAGCUGUCUAAGCCUGGAGUCCCAGUCCAGUGGAGGAAGGGCCGGCUGCCUCUCAGGCCCAACAGGAAGUACCAGAUGAAGCAGGACGGCUGUGUGUUUCAGCUACACAUCCUGGAGCUGAAGUCCGAGGACAGUGGCAGCUACUCGUGCCAGGCAGGUUGUGUGGAGACCACCGCCUCUGUGUCUGUGAAAGUUAAAGUACUCAUUGAGGAGAAGCCCCGGGACACCGUCAUCAUGGAAGGGGAGACGGCGACCUUAUCCUGUACGACCUCUGACCUCACUACCCCUGUCACAUGGAGACGCAACAACAUGCCCCUACUGAACGGAGACAAGUAUGAGAACCGUAAGGAGGGCAAGCUCAACCUGCUUCUCAUCCACAAUGUGGACCCAGAUGACUCUGGGAUAUACUCCUGUGACACUGGAGACAUGCAGAGCAGCGCCAAUCUGACUGUCACAGAGCUGCCUCCAUGCUUUGAAGAAGAGCUGCAGGCUGUGGAGGCUGAGGAAGGAGGCACGGCCUUCUUUUCCUGUGAGCUGUCUAAGCCUGGAGUCCCAGUCCAGUGGAGGAAGGGCCGGCUGCCUCUCAGGCCCAACAGGAAGUACCAGAUGAAGCAAGACGGCUGUGUGUUUCAGCUACACAUCCUGGAGCUGAAGUCCGAGGACAGUGGCAGCUACUCGUGCCAGGCAGGUUGUGUGGAGACCACCGCCUCUGUGUCUGUGAAAGUUAAAGUACUCAUUGAGGAGAAGCCCCGGGACACCGUCAUCAUGGAAGGGGAGACGGCGACCUUAUCCUGUACGACCUCUGACCUCACUACCCCUGUCACAUGGAGACGCAACAACAUGCCCCUACUGAACGGAGACAAGUAUGAGAACCGUAAGGAGGGCAAGCUCAACCUGCUUCUCAUCCACAAUGUGGACCCAGAUGACUCUGGGAUAUACUCCUGUGACACUGGAGACAUGCAGAGCAGCGCCAAUCUGACUGUCACAGAGCUGCCUCCAUGCUUUGAAGAAGAGCUGCAGGCUGUGGAGGCUGAGGAAGGAGGCACGGCCUUCUUUUCCUGUGAGCUGUCUAAGCCUGGAGUCCCAGUCCAGUGGAGGAAGGGCCGGCUGCCUCUCAGGCCCAACAGGAAGUACCAGAUGAAGCAAGACGGCUGUGUGUUUCAGCUACACAUCCUGGAGCUGAAGUCCGAGGACAGUGGCAGCUACUCGUGCCAGGCAGGUUGUGUGGAGACCACCGCCUCUGUGUCUGUGAAAGUUAAAGUACUCAUUGAGGAGAAGCCCCGGGACACCGUCAUCAUGGAAGGGGAGACGGCGACCUUAUCCUGUACGACCUCUGACCUCACUACCCCUGUCACAUGGAGACGCAACAACAUGCCCCUACUGAACGGAGACAAGUAUGAGAACCGUAAGGAGGGCAAGCUCAACCUGCUUCUCAUCCACAAUGUGGACCCAGAUGACUCUGGGAUAUACUCCUGUGACACUGGAGACAUGCAGAGCAGCGCCAAUCUGACUGUCACAGAGCUGCCUCCAUGCUUUGAAGAAGAGCUGCAGGCUGUGGAGGCUGAGGAAGGAGGCACGGCCUUCUUUUCCUGUGAGCUGUCUAAGCCUGGAGUCCCAGUCCAGUGGAGGAAGGGCCGGCUGCCUCUCAGGCCCAACAGGAAGUACCAGAUGAAGCAAGACGGCUGUGUGUUUCAGCUACACAUCCUGGAGCUGAAGUCCGAGGACAGUGGCAGCUACUCGUGCCAGGCAGGUUGUGUGGAGACCACCGCCUCUGUGUCUGUGAAAGUUAAAGUACUCAUUGAGGAGAAGCCCCGGGACACCGUCAUCAUGGAAGGGGAGACGGCGACCUUAUCCUGUACGACCUCUGACCUCACUACCCCUGUCACAUGGAGACGCAACAACAUGCCCCUACUGAACGGAGACAAGUAUGAGAACCGUAAGGAGGGCAAGCUCAACCUGCUUCUCAUCCACAAUGUGGACCCAGAUGACUCUGGGAUAUACUCCUGUGACACUGGAGACAUGCAGAGCAGCGCCAAUCUGACUGUCACAGAGCUGCCUCCAUGCUUUGAAGAAGAGCUGCAGGCUGUGGAGGCUGAGGAAGGAGGCAUGGCCUUCUUUUCCUGUGAGCUGUCUAAGCCUGGAGUCCCAGUCCAGUGGAGGAAGGGCCGGCUGCCUCUCAGGCCCAACAGGAAGUACCAGAUGAAGCAAGACGGCUGUGUGUUUCAGCUACACAUCCUGGAGCUGAAGUCCGAGGACAGUGGCAGCUACUCGUGCCAGGCAGGUUGUGUGGAGACCACCGCCUCUGUGUCUGUGAAAGUUAAAGUACUCAUUGAGGAGAAGCCCCGGGACACCGUCAUCAUGGAAGGGGAGACGGCGACCUUAUCCUGUACGACCUCUGACCUCACUACCCCUGUCACAUGGAGACGCAACAACAUGCCCCUACUGAACGGAGACAAGUAUGAGAACCGUAAGGAGGGCAAGCUCAACCUGCUUCUCAUCCACAAUGUGGACCCAGAUGACUCUGGGAUAUACUCCUGUGACACUGGAGACAUGCAGAGCAGCGCCAAUCUGACUGUCACAGAGCUGCCUCCAUGCUUUGAAGAAGAGCUGCAGGCUGUGGAGGCUGAGGAAGGAGGCACGGCCUUCCUUUCCUGUGAACUGUCUAAGCCUGGAGUCCCAGUCCAGUGGAGGAAGGGCCGGCUGCCUCUCAGGCCCAACAAUAAGUACCAGAUGAAACAGGACGGCUGUGUGUUUCAGCUACACAUCCUGGAGCUGAAGUCCGAGGACAGUGGCAGCUACUCGUGCCAGGCAGGUUGUGUGGAGACCACCACCUCUGUGUCUGUGAAAGUUAAAGUACUCAUUGAGAAGAAGCCCCGGGACACCGUCAUCAUGGAAGGGGAGACGGCGACCUUAUCCUGUACGACCUCUGACCUCACUACCCCUGUCACAUGGAGACGCAACAACAUGCCCCUACUGAACGGAGACAAGUAUGAGAACCGUAAGGAGGGCAAGCUCAACCUGCUUCUCAUCCACAAUGUGGACCCAGAUGACUCUGGGAUAUACUCCUGUGAUACUGGAGACAUGCAGAGCAGCGCCAAUCUGACUGUCACAGAGCUGCCUCCAUACUUUGAGGAGGAGCUGCAUGCUGUGGAGGCUGAGGAAGGGGAAACGGCCUUCCUGUCCUGUGAGCUGUCUAAGCCUGGAGUCCCAGUCCAGUGGAGGAAGGGCCGGCUGCCUCUCAGGCCCAACAGGAAGUAUCAGAUGAAGCAGGACGGCUGUGUGUUUCAGCUACACAUCCUGGAGCUGAAGCCCGAUGACAGUGGCAGCUACUCGUGCCAGGCAGAUGGCAUGGAGACCACUGCCUCUGUGUCUGUGAAAGUUAAAGUACUCAUUGAGGAGAAGCCCCGGGACACCGUCAUCAUGGAAGGGGAGACGGCGACCUUAUCCUGUACGACCUCUGACCUCACUACCCCUGUCACAUGGAGACGCAACAACAUGCCCCUACUGAACGGAGACAAGUAUGAGAACCGUAAGGAGGGCAAGCUCAACCUGCUUCUCAUCCACAAUGUGGACCCAGAUGACUCUGGGAUAUACUCCUGUGAUACUGGAGACAUGCAGAGCAGCGUCAAUCUGACUGUCACAGAGCUGCUUCCAUACUUUGAAGAAGAGCUGCAGGCUGUGGAGGCUGAGGAAGGGGGCACAGCCUGCCUGUCCUGUGAACUGUCUAAGCCUGGAGUCCCAGUCCAGUGGAGGAAGGGCCGGCUGCCUCUUAGGCCCAACAGAAAGUACCACAUUAAGCAGGACAACUGUGUGUUUCAGCUACACAUCCUGGAGCUGAAGCCUGAGGACAGUGGCAGCUACACGUGCCAGGCAGGUGGUGUGGAGACCACAGCCUCUGUGGCAGUAAAGCCUCCCCCAGCCAAGACAGAACCUCCCAAGACAAUGCCUCCCACGAAGGCUGCCUCUCCCACACCUCCACCAGGGCCAAAGAAACAGGGCAUGAUCUGGGCAUCCAUUGUGGGGUCAGAGAAAGACCUGGAGUCUGAAGCAGAGACGGUGGUAGACCUACGUAAUAAACAGUUAUUAAGGUCUAUGGGUAAGGAGAUUAAGGUAGACCAGCAGGAGAAACAGCAAGUGAAACAGCCAGUAAGAGCUAUGGUGAGGGACACAGAGGAAAAAAAGUCUAUGGUGAAGGAGAUUGAAGUAGACCACAUGGUGAAACAGCCAGUGCCCCCAGCGAGACGAGCGUCUAUAGUGUCGGAUGAUGGGGUAGACGAGGUGAGGAAACAGCCAGUUCCACCAGUGAGACAAGCAUCUUUAAUGUCAGAUGCUGAGGUAGACGAGGUGAGGAAGCAGCCAGUUCCACCAGUGAGACAAGCAUCUUUAAUGUCAGAUGCUGAUGUAGACGAGGUGAGGAAGCAGCCAGUUCCACCAGUGAGACAAGCAUCUUUAAUGUCAGUUGCUGAUGUAGACGAGGUGAGGAAGCAGCCAGUUCCACCAGUGAGACAAGCAUCUUUAAUGUCAGAUGCUGAUGUAGACGAGGUGAGGAAGCAGCCAGUUCCACCAGUGAGACAAGCAUCUUUAAUGUCAGAUGCUGAUGUAGACGAGGUGAGGAAGCAGCCAGUUCCACCAGUGAGACGAGCAUCUGUAGUGUUGGAUGCUGGGAUAGAGCAAGUCCUGAAACAGUCAGUGCCACCAGCGAGGCGAGCAUCUGUCGUGUCGGAUUCUGGGGUAGAUGAGGUAACAGUCAACCAGAAGACCAGCAAGCCUGUAGUCGCUGUUGCUGGAGUUCCCAAGGGGCUACAGAUGACUCAGCAAGUUGACGAAAUUGCACUUGACAGUGUCGAGGACGAACAUGAGAUGUUGGAAGCUGCCAUCAAGAUCCAGGCAGCUUUCAAGGGAUACAAGACCCGCAAAGACAUGCGGCCCGUCUUCAAGCAGGUGUUUAAGAACCAGAAUGCUGAGACCAAUGGUACCAUCCAGCUGGAGUGUAAGGUGGAAGGGAAGCUCAACGCAGUACGCUGGCUGAAGAACAGCCAGGAGGUCAUAGGAGACCAACGCCACCGUAUGAACACCUCAGAGGAUGGCGUCUGCACACUGGUGAUCAUCAACAUGUCAGCCAUAGACACUGGGGUCUAUACCUGUGAGGUGGCCAACACGUUUGGUGUGUCCUCAUAUAAUGGUAACAUUACAGUGGGUGAACCUCAAAAGCCACCAUCUACCCAGAGGCCCGCAGCCCCAGCCCAGCCCUCCACCCCUUCUGUGCACCCAGUCCUGGCCUCCAUUGGCCCUCUCCAGCCAGCCCAGACCUCCACCCCUGGGAAGGAGACUGUGGAGUCUGUGGAGUGUGAGGGGAUCUCCCUGUGGCAGGCCUACAAUCUGACCGAGGAGGAUCCCCGCAUGACCUUGCAGGAGAGGAGGAGGGCCUCCCUUAUCGCCGCCAGCUCUAUGUCUAGUCCCUCUGACUACGACACAGCUCCAGAUUUCAUAGAGCCUGCUGACAUAAUCCCCAGAGAUCACCCCAGAGCUAACUGCAGUCCUCAACAAGGUGGCGACAAGGAGAGCUUUGUGUUGAAGGAGGGUCAGUACGUGGAGGUCUUGGACUCUGUCCACCCGGAGAAGUGGCUGGUCCGCACCAAGCCCUCCAAGACCGCCUCCUCACGCCAAGGAUGGGUCUCUCCUGCAUACCUGGAGAAAAAGAGAAAGGAGACAUUCCCACAAAUGAGGACACCACAACAGGAGCUGGAUGUACCAGGGUCUACAGGGGAGAACUACAGGAGAACACUAAGCCAAUUAAUCCAGGGGCUGAUUGAUGGGGAGGAAGAGUUUGUGAAGGAGAUGAAGGAAUUCAUGUCCCACCACCUGCACCACUUAGACACCAGCCCUCAUGUCCCUAUCAACAUCAUCAACCAGAAAGAAACCAUCUUCCGCAAUAUAAAGGACAUCAUGGCUUUACACGAGAGGUCACACCUAUCUAUUCUGCCCAGUCUGAGUGAGUGUUCUACUGACGAUGACGUGGCCAUGCAUCUGGUCAAACAUGCAGUGGACUUUGAGAAGUAUCUGCAGUACAUGGUGGGCCAAUCACAGGCAGAGGCCUGUGUCACUGACAAGACCAUCCAGCAGUACUUCAAGCAAAACAUGGAAACAGACCCUGAGUACCCCGAAACUGCAGUCCUGGAUGUCAUCACCUUCUUACAGAGACCAGUGGAGAGGAUCCAGACCUACCAGGCCUUGCUCAAGAAACUGAUCAAGAACAAGGCUAAGUGUGCGAAAAGCUGCCUUCUGCUGGAGGACGCCUUCUCCGUGGUGUCCUGUCUGCCCUGGCGCUCUGACAACCUACACCAGGUGUCUCUGAUUGAGAACUACCCUGCCCCACUCACUGCACUAGGAGAACCUGUCCGCCAGGGUCCUUUCACUGUGUGGGAGGAGUCUCCCGAGAUCAAGACGUCCUCCAGGGGCCACCAGAGGCAGGUGUUCCUCUUCAAGGACUGUGUCUUGCUGUGUAAGCUCAAGAGGGACCCUGGAAUGAACUCUGACACCUACGCCUUCAAGAACAAGAUGAAGCUGAAUGAUGUGGAGGUGAAGGAGACGGUGGGGGGAGAUGAGAAGUCCUGGGGGCUGUGGCACGAGCACCGGGGCUCAGUGAGGAGGUACACACUGCAGGGUCGCUCCGCCCUGCUCAAGCUGUCCUGGCUCAAAGACCUGAGAGAGCUGCAGCAACGCUCCAGCCUGACUGCCAGCAGUCCACCAGAGUUUGAAGUUCUCCUGGCUGACUGCACCACAAAGAUUGGGCAGACAAUCAAACUGGCCUGCAAAGUCAUAGGAACACCCAAACCAGUGGUCAGCUGGUUCCAAGAUGGCCUGGCCCUAGAGGAUGGCCCCCACCACAUCAUCACUGCAGACCGGGCAGGCACCUGCUGUCUCAUCAUGGAUGGUGUCACUCCUGAGGACUCUGGACAGUACUUGUGCUACGCUUCCAGCUCUGUGGGCCAUGCUAGCACACUGGCCAAGAUAGUGGUGGAUGCACCCCCCAGAUUCCGUACCAGGCUGCAGAGUGCAUGUCUGCUGGAGGGAGAGGACAUCAAGUUUAGCUGCUCAACACACAGUACUCCUUUACCCCGAGUCAGUUGGUUUAAGGAUGGCAGAGAGCUGACAGACCAGAGGAAGUACCACAUAGAGAGUGAUGCCCGCAGUGGGAUCCUCACACUCACCAUCGUGAACCCUGGAGAGACAGACCUGGGACAGUAUAGGUGUGAGCUGUGGAACAAGUUGGGCAGUGCCAAGAGUAAAGCGGAGAUGUGCUCCGCCUUUGCGCAAGUGAUGGACAGUGAGCCUGACCAACCACAGGCCAUCUUGAUCCAAGUCCCCGAACAGGAAGUACCUCACAGAGCCUUCAUCAUGCUCACAGUAUCAUGGACCCAGUGCAUGUGGAUGGGUCCUCUCUCCUCUCCAACGCAUGCCCAGUUAACUCUCCACUCCUACCCAUACAAGAUGGUCAUGUGCCGGGCAUCAGGCGCCCCUUAUUCCCCCCCUGGGGAGUGGGCAUACUCCGACUCAGAGGGCUGGUCCACUGCCAUGGUGAAGCAAUGGCUGCAGACAGACUUCAGCCCCACAUCUGUUGUCAAAAUGCUCUUCCAGCCUGGAUACCCUCAGCCCGCCGAGGGUAGCCAAGAGGAAAGGGACCCUACCGCCAGAGGACACGUGGCGGCGCCACAGUUCCCCACUGAGCUUGAGGAGAGACCUGAGGUUGAGGAGGAACUUUAUGUUCCUGAGGCCAUAGAGGAAAUGCCAACAGCUCCUCCCUCCAUCCAGGUGCCGGUGGAGGACCUGUGUGUGGAGCCUGGUCAAUCAGCUACCUUCACCAUCAUCAUCACAGGAAGGCCCACCCCCGAGAUUCAGUGGUACAAGGUUGGGACGCAGGAGCUGUUGGCCAAUGAGAAUGUGGAGGUGGUCCAGAAUGGUGCCCGCUGUUCUCUGACUGUGCUGUGCCCGGAGAGCGAGGACGGUGGCAUCUACACCUGCUGGGCCUAUAACGACUUAGGACACACCUCCUGUCAGGCUCAGCUGACAGUGGAGGAGGGUCCACUGGAGUCGCAGGAGAGAGAGGUGGAGCUUGGGAAGAGGAGGAAGCUGCUGUCUGUGUAUGACGUCCAUGGGGAGAUUGGGAGAGGCACGUAUGGGGUGGUAAAGCGGGUUACCCACAGGAGGACGGGUGAGGGCUUUGCCGCCAAGUUCCUGCCCCUGAGGAGCAGUACAAGAACCAGGGCAUUCCAAGAAAGGGACCUGCUCUCCCGGCUGGCCCACCCCAGGGUGGCCUGUCUGCUGGACUUCUUCUCUACACGGAGGACCCUGGUCCUGGUCACUGAAGUGUGCUCCUCUCAUGGUCUUCUUGAUCAUUUGCUGUCGAAGGGAUCCGUCAGUGAGAGAGAGGUGCAGAUGUACAUUCAGCAAAUCCUGGAGGGAGUUGGUCACAUCCACAGCAUGAACAUCCUACACCUGGACAUCAACACGGACAAUAUCCUGAUGGUGUUUCCACCCAGAGAGGAGAUCAAGAUCUGUGACUUUGGCUUCUGUCAAGAGAUGGACACUUCCAGACACCAGUACAGCAAGUUCGGCACUCCUGAGUUUGUAGCCCCUGAGAUCAUACAUCAAGACCCUGUCACUAUAGCAAGUGAUAUCUGGUCCAUUGGUGUUGUGGCCUAUUUAUGUCUGAUGUGCCGCUGUCCGUUCGUGGGGGAGACGGACCGGGCCACUCUGCUGAGGGUGGGGGAGGGGACACUGAACUGGGACGCACCCGACCUCGCCUACAGGAGCACCGGUGCCCAGGGCUUCCUCCGCACGGUCCUGCAGCCAGACCCAGCAAAGCGACCAACUGCAUUUGAGUGUCUGGGGCACGAGUGGUUCCAGAGUGAACAUGAGGAUGAGACUGAUGAUAUCAAUACGAGGGCUCUGAAAGUCUUCAUCUCAAGAAGAAAAUGGCAGCGUUCUCUGACCUGCCUGGGCUCGGUACUAAUCCUGAAGCCCAUCCCAGAGCUGCUGGAUGCCCCUCUUCGGGAGACCUCCAUCACAGCCCCCCGGGACCCCCAUGAGCACAGCAGCACCUCCAUGAGCAGCGGCUCCUCCUCUGAGUACGACGAGGCCGACGCCUGGGACUUCUUCCACCACUGCACCACAGCCGACGAGGAUGAAGACGAGGAGGAGGAAGAAUUUGACCCCCUCAUGGAGAGAGAGGAGGAGGAGGAGAUGGGAGGACAGAGGAGCGUGCUGGAGAGGAGCCUAAGCAGGCAGUCUAUAGGGUCCUCGGACGCCUCACAGCAGCCGACCCCCCAGAGGGAGAAGAGGGUCAGCCGAGAAAGCAGCCCGUCCCUAUACCUCUCCGAGGGGGAUGAUGGGUCCGCGUCCGGGAGUGAAGGAGGCCUCAUCGCCAGGAGCAGCCUGAUCCGCAGCACUUUCUACAACAGCUCCGCGCAGCUCUCGCCCAUGUCCGCUCGCCACAUGACCCUCAGGGACAAGUUCCAGGCCAAGAAGCAGGAGAGGGGCCGCAAGCCGCUCCGCAGAAGCCUCUCUAGCCGCCUCAACGAGCCUCUCAUUGAGUAUGUGGAGGACGAAGGCGAGACCAAUCACGCGCAAAGGCGAGGGUCUUUGCAGCCGUCCAUGCUCAAGUCCUGCUCCUUUGACAGCGGGGUCAGCCUCUCGCACAAUGCACCACCACAGAGGAGGAGCAGGUCGUUGGACGAGUACUCCCGACACUCACCAGGAUCCGCCAAACGCAGAGAAGAGGAGAGUGCUUUGAAUCUUAAGGAGGAUUUCACUGAUGAGGAGGAAGAGGAGAAGAGCUUGGACGUUCCCCCUCUCCAAGUGAGAGGUAGAAGAGGUUCAGUGGCAGUGGCUCCCAAACAGCUUACGGCCAGGCUUCAGAAACUGUGUGCAAAAUCGCCCCAUGCUGGUCCAGAGGAGGAGGCGGGGAACCUGGCUGGCUCUCAGUACUCCCUGGCUGAGUCCCUCAUCCUGGAGCAUGGCUCUGAGGGCUCCAGCAGGCUGGGCUCUUGUGAGGAGCUGUCCCACGGCUACCCUGCAGCCACACAAAGAGGGAGAGCAGGGGAUGAGUAUGAUGACCAGGAGGAGCCCCUGAUCACAACAUCCCCCUGCUCCCUGCUCCAGGGGUCUGAGGCUGUGGACGCUGAUAAGGAGCCCCAGCGCCGGAACGGCCAACUUCAGAUCCCACCGAGAAGGACAACCCACCCCAACCAGAACUCAAUGGCCAGAAAUAAUGGUAAGGUUGAGAAGACGGUCCUGCCUGUAAAACCCAGCCCCAGCCUGUCCGUCAAGGCCCCAGAGAGACCCUCGAGGGCCAGCGACACAGAGGCACGUCUCCAGAGGCACGCGUCCACCCCGGCCCUCCAGGCCAAACCGCCCACGGGGAAGUCUCCCAGGAUGUCACCCAAGGUUGGGUUGAUGAAUCUGUUACGUAGGCAGUCCUGGGCGGGGCAUUCCUACUCACAACUGGAGAGCACGGAGCAGGGACCCACGCUAGGGGAAUUGGAGCCCAGAACCCCCACCAUGUCACUCAGGAAAAAGAUGAGGGCAUCAGCCUCUAGCCUCACCAAGCUGUUCACUAAAUCAUCCAGCAAGGAGGACUUAACGAAGGGAGGGCCGAUUGUUAAGGGUUCAUCUCCUGCUCCACCUGAGCAAAAGGCGAGCGCUGGCUUGGAGAGUGCUAAAAAGAAGUCCAAAUUAUUUUCAUUUAAAAUACCUAAAAUACCUGCAUUCAAGAAGAACAAAGAGAUGCCCAUCCACCUGACCAGGCCUGAUGUGCACCAGUUGGAGGCAGGUGGAUUUCUGCUGGUAUGGAGACCAGUGCAGUCCAGCGACCCAGUGGUUUACUGUGUUCAGUACAGCACAGCCGGCGGGGAGUGGAAGCUACUGUGCGAGGAGGUGACAGACAGUUGCUACGUAGUGAAGGACUUACUCAGAGGAGCAGGAUACGUAUUCAGGGUGGGCUGCAUCACCAAGAAGGGGGCAGGACCUUUCAGUGACCCUUCACCACCUGUUGUUAUGGCAACCCAUCCUAAAGAGACCCACAUUCCCCUCAUCCAGACCGAGUACCCAGGGUCAAAGGGCAGUGGAUCAAGAGGUCAACCUAGCCACAAGACCUACAGCUUCCUCGCAGAGAUCAACAGGGGUCGUUUCAGCGUGGUGACCCAGUGUCAGGACAGCCAGAGCCAGCAGCUGUUUGCUGCCAAGAUCACCCCCUACAGGCCAGAAAAGAGAGCUCUGGUGCUCAGGGAGUACCAGCUGCUUAAGAAGCUCAACCACCCGCACCUGGUACAGCUGCACACGGCCUACAUUACCCCCCACUACCUGGUGCUCAUCCAGGAGCUGUGUGCUGGCAGAGAGCUGCUCUACAACCUAGCUGAGAGAGAUCUUUAUGCGGAACUCCAUGUGGCAGAGCUGCUGGCUCAGAUCCUGAGUGCUGUGGACUACCUGCACGGCCGCCGCGUCGUCCACCUGGACCUCAAGUCGGACAACAUGCUGGUGACGGACCGCAACGUGCUGAAGAUCGUAGACCUGGGCUCUGCUCAGUCUUUCACACCCGGGCAGACACUCAACAUCGAGGACAUUCCGGGACAAGAGAAAGUUUACAUUGUCCUUCCUAAAGCUCCAGAAAUCCUCGACGGACAAGGAGUCGGACCUGAGACCGACAUCUGGGCUAUUGGGGUUUUGGCUUUUAUAAUGUUGAGUGCAGAUAGCCCGUUCCAUUCAGACCUCAACUGGGAGAGGGACAGAAACAUCCGGAAGGGGAAGAUCCAGUUUGGCCGCUGCUACCCUGGGUUGUCAGAGGGAGCAAUCAACUUCAUAAAGAACACACUGAGCAUCAAGGCCUGGGAGAGACCCUCGGCGGCUGAGUGCCUCCAGAACCCGUGGGUACGGGGCGAGCGGGCCCCUUCCAAACACAGAGACUCCAUCUUGUGUUUCUCCACUGACAAGCUGCAGGCUUUCCUCAAGGAGAGAGAGGUGAAACGAGACCAGGUCCGCACCAAGCUGCAAGGCCCUUUCUUCCAAUAAUUGCACUUCUUUCUAAUGUUUAGAGUAGGGCUGUAAGGACUUACACAUGAACUGGCGCUGGGUGAUGUCUCUUCAUAGCCCAGAUCCUGAUCACAAAUAUGUGAUGUCUUACAAAUGUUGACCUAAAAUGGAGAGCGGUUAAAUGUGUGUGUAUCAAUGGCUGCCUAGAGUUUUGUUAAAAGUUUGUCUGAAUGACUUGGACUUUGGCUUGGGUUGAAUUAUAGCGCCAUGAUAUCAGGGAAAUGUUUAGUUAAAUGCUUUAUGCAAAUACUGUUGCAUGAGUUUGAAAACAUGAUGAUGUUGAUGUGUAAAAUGCAUAAUCUCUUUGAGUUUGCAGCAUUGGACACGAAACGCAUUUCACGUUUACAUUUUAGUCAUUUAGCAGACGCUCUUAUCCAGAGCGACUUACAGUUAGACGUUUGUAAUAACAAAGGCAGUUGCAUCUA
Molecule: messenger RNA, 20354 nt
Organism: Salvelinus namaycush (lake trout)
Lineage: Eukaryota; Metazoa; Chordata; Actinopteri; Salmoniformes; Salmonidae
Gene: obscna
Product: obscurin, cytoskeletal calmodulin and titin-interacting RhoGEF a
Exons: 86
Coding region: 1-19908 (6635 amino acids)
Biological process (GO): protein phosphorylation
Molecular function (GO): ATP binding; protein binding; protein kinase activity
Source: RefSeq, a predicted model, not a curated record